Gryllus bimaculatus (two-spotted cricket) is the source of this 994-nucleotide messenger RNA. The record is from the annotation of a GenBank genome assembly. NCBI's taxonomy places the organism in Eukaryota, Metazoa, Arthropoda, Insecta, Orthoptera, Gryllidae.
AUGCCUUUUUGGGGUGGCGUGCUGCUGCUGGCCGCGCCCGCGCCCGCGCGUGCGCAGAGGGACAGCGGGGGCGCGGGCGGCGGCGUCCUCUCCGUUUCGCCCGCUGGUGACGGCGACGGCAAUGGUGACGGUGACGACGGCGCCGAAGACGGCGACGGCCGCAACGACGUCCCGGGCGACGACGAAGACGACGCGGGAGGCGGCGCCGACACCACGCCUCGCGGCCCGGCACCACCCCAGACGGAGACCACCACGAUCCCGCUGGAGGCCGCUGCGCAGGAGACGGCCGACACCAGCUCCAGAGAGGAACCAGUUGCCAAUCCCGGCCGCCUGCCCCAGUACCGGCUGACGAACCGAGGCGGAGAGACCUGCAUCCUCAUGGAGAUGGACGCCGUCGUCGGCAUCUUCUACGAGAUGAAGUCCAAGGAACGGCGGACACCUGGAGGCGAGAGGUGGUACGUCAACUUGAUAGAGCUGAAAUACGACAAAUCUGAUAGUACACUCUUCGAAAAUGCCAGUAGCGUAGAGGACGUGACGCUGUCGUCGCGGCGGGCGCACGGCACCACGCUGUUCCCCACGCCGGUCGGGAAGUCCUACCACUGUCAGUCGGAGUACAAGGUGGAGCUGGGCACCAGCAGUGGCCACGGCUCCGAUUCAGCCACGCUGCUGCUGCGCGCCUUCCGGAUGCAACCCUUCAUGUUCAAGCCCACCUUCGGCCCAGCAUUCGAGUGCUCCGCGGGCGGCGCAGCGAAGUUCCGCGACGAGACGGCGCCCAUCGCCGUCGGCUCCACUCUGGCUGUGGUGGUGCUGCUCACGGUCACGGGCUAUGGCGUCUACCGCUACUUCAAGAUCAAGAAGGUGCAGUACGACACGAUGGAGUAGCGGCCGGGCGCCCGCGUCCUCGCCGCGCCCACAGCGUCGCGCCCUCGCCGCCGCCCCGCGGGGACUCGGCGCCCGACCCCGCUCCGCCCCGCCCCGCCCCGCCCCGCUCCGC